AUGAUUGGCCUCAAGCUCAUUCAAACCUCUUUCACCACCACCAAGCAUAACAUUUUACACACAGGAAGACUUUCCAAUGCUAAGAAUUCCAUCUUGCGCUUCAGCAAGUCCAGUGAUUCUGAUUCUGCGUCAGAAGCUUCCCCACCGCAAGGAGAUACUCGCAAGCAGGACCUGCUGGUGAGGAUAGCAAUGCUUCAAGCUCAGAAAGUCCGUCUCACCGAUUACUUAGACGAAAGAUCCGAAUAUCUUACCAAAUUUGGAGAAGAGGCCACCGCUGAGUUUGACAAGAUUGGAGAAGACGCCCUCAAAGACCUGGAUGAAGCCAGUACUAGGAUUAUGGAGAAUAUAAACAGCCGCAUGCAGGCCUUCGAGGAAUCUGCAGGAAUUAACAUUGAGGAGAUGGAGAAAAAUGAGAACGAGUUAGCAGCAUUCGAAGGUGAGAUUGACAAAGAACGCAAUGAAGGGUUAUUUUUUAAGAAUCUGACACAGGGGAAACCGAAGGAAAAAGUGGAUGCUACGGAGGAAACAAAGAAGAUCAAGAAGCUUACCAAAAAAAGUGCAGGAUCAGAAACCAGGAGGAACAUUUAUGUUGCACUGAUUGGCCUGCUACUCAUACAAAUCGUUGAAUCCUUCAUCACUUCAACGCCUGAUUGGAGAAAAGUUGCAGUUCUCGGGGCAAUUUUUGUGGGUUUGGUUGCUCAGGUCAUCUAUGAGCAGAAAAUGUUAUCAGAAACAGAAAUAACAGAAGAGGGGAAAACAGAGGAAGAAAGAAGGUGA
This is a messenger RNA of Prunus armeniaca (apricot), 777 nucleotides long. NCBI's taxonomy places the organism in Eukaryota, Viridiplantae, Streptophyta, Magnoliopsida, Rosales, Rosaceae. The record is from the annotation of a GenBank genome assembly.